AUGAACAAGAUUGUUUUCUACGAGGACAGAAACUUCCAGGGCCGUUCCUAUGAGACCAGCAGUGACUGUCCAGAGCUCAGCCUGUUUCUGAGCCGCUGCAGCUCCUGCCGGGUGGAGAACGGCUGCUUCAUGGUCUACGAUCGCUCCAACUUCAUUGGAAACCAGUUUUUCCUGCGGCGCGGUGAGUAUGCGGACUGCAAGAGGAUGGGUUUGAGCGACUCCAUCAGAUCCUGCCGUACCAUUCCUCAGCACCGCGGAACCUUCAGGAUGCGGAUCUAUGAGAAGGAAAACUUUGGCGGGAUGAGCUAUGAGCUGACGGAUGACUGCGAGUCCACGGCGGACCGGUUCCGGCUGUCGGAGAUGCGCUCCUGCCACGUGAUGGACGGCCACUGGCUGCUGUAUGAGCAGCCGCAUUACAGGAGCCGCAUGCUGUACCUGCGGCCAGGGGAAUACCGCAGCUUCAGAGACACAGGCAUCAGCUUCAGGUUCAGCUCCCUGCGCAGAAUCAUGGAGCCCUGCAACUAA
Danio aesculapii is the source of this 525-nucleotide messenger RNA. It is a transcript of the gene crygm4, whose product is annotated as crystallin, gamma M4. Bases 1 to 525 code for a protein of 174 amino acids. Gene Ontology annotation, biological process: visual perception; lens development in camera-type eye. The transcript has 3 exons. NCBI's taxonomy places the organism in Eukaryota, Metazoa, Chordata, Actinopteri, Cypriniformes, Danionidae. The record is from RefSeq and is a predicted model, not a curated record. Gene Ontology annotation, molecular function: structural constituent of eye lens.